This is a messenger RNA of Caenorhabditis elegans, 1796 nucleotides long. RefSeq names its product MFS domain-containing protein (gene C42C1.8). The record is from RefSeq and is marked reviewed. Gene Ontology annotation, cellular component: membrane. Gene Ontology annotation, biological process: transmembrane transport. Gene Ontology annotation, molecular function: transmembrane transporter activity. Lineage: Eukaryota; Metazoa; Nematoda; Chromadorea; Rhabditida; Rhabditidae.
AUUAAAAUGGAAAGAAGUAUGGCGCUUGCGGAGAGAAAAAAUCAGAAUCCCAAUAAGUCGAAACCCGACCCAAAAGAAAAAAAGUCAUCUAAAAAAGGGAAGAAAUCAAAAAACACUGAAGAACAGGAGGACAAGACCAAAACUGAAGAAACACAAGAAGAAAUUGUCCCAGAUCCAUUAAAAGAAGAUGCAAAGAUUCUUCCUGAUCUUGUAUCAAGAAGCUCAAUUAUAAGUGCAUUUGAAUCUGAUGGAAGUCGAUGGUUUCUGUUAGUUUCUGUAGCAUUGCUCAACUUCUCGAAUACGUGCUCUUGGAUUGCGUAUGCACCAGUUGGCAACUAUGUCAACGCCUUAUAUGGGGAAGAAUCUGCUGCCUGGUUCUCCAUGAUCUACAUGUUUGUGUCAGUUCCAUUUGGAUUUAUCGGGAUGUAUAUUGGCAGUAAAAACACACUCAAUGUCCCACUAAUCGCAGCUUGUGUUUUAAAUGCUAUCGGAGCCUUGAUCCGUGCUCUAUCUACGCAACCUCAAGUGGAUCCGCAAAAUCGUUUUCCCAUUUGUCUUCUUGGACAAUCGAUUGCAGCAAUGGCAUAUCCAUUCAUCAUGUUUCUUCCAUCGAAAAUCUCGGCUACAUGCUUCCCGCCAUCUCAACGAACAAUUGCUACGACGAUUGGUGUUAUGGCUAACCCAUUAGGCGUUAUGGUUGUAAACCUGGUAGCACCACUUAUAGUUCAAUCGUCUGAUGAUGUCUGGAUUUUGAAUGUCAUUUUAUUUAUCAUCUGCUUUGUUGCUUUAUUUUUCGCUGGGUGCUCACUUGGUUGCUUGAAACCUGAUGAAACGAAACAACGGAAAUCAAAUGAUUAUGCUACCAGCUGCGGGUCUGUUUUUGGAAACCUCAACUACGACAUUCUAAUGUUUGCUCUUGGAGGUGGAAUCGGAAUGUUUAACAGUUUGUACACGAUGAUGCUGCAAAUGUUGUGCCCUUCUGGUUAUGGAAACCAGGUUGCAGGGAUUUGCGCAGUUCUCAUGAUCGGAUGUGGAAUGAUUGGUGCAACCGUUGCGAGUAUCUAUGUCGAUAAGCAUAAAAAUUACCGAACAGCUAUGAUCGUACUCAUGAAUUUCGCUGUUAUCUUUGGAGUUGGAUUUCUCUGGAUGUCAAAAGUUCCAAAUAUGUCAUUGAUUCUGUUUUUCAUAUCAGGAGCCUUCGGAUUUUGUGGACUGGCUGCCUACCCUGUUGGAUUAGAGCUUGCUAUUGAAUGUACAUAUCCAGCCGCUCCAGAAGUUUCCUCAGGUUUUAUUGUGCUCGUUGGACAACUAUUCAGUGUGCUGAUUGUUGCAAUUAUCAAAAUCGGCGCGAAAAGCCUAAGUUUUGUUGAUAGCGAUUUUGGAGUGGAGGCAUGUCGGGCGCAUGCAGAGGACGCCAUCAAUGUUCCAAAGAAUUAUGAUAAUCCAAUUAUUAUCAUCACAUUCAUUGCUGUUUUAAUUGCCAUCGUGGUUUGGUUCUUACGUGAGGAUUACCGACGACUAAGAAGAGAGAUGACUAAUGCUCCGAACAGAACACGCACAACGGUCUCUACCACCACAAUCGUUGGUGCCACUACCCAAGAAUCGGAUCCUCUUAAUCCGUCGACAAGUGAACAGCGAUGAACGAUGGAAUAUGGACAAUUAUUUUUGUUAGCCAGCAUCUUUUUUUAAUGUCAAUAUUAUUGUUAUUACUAUAUUUUGUUCGAAACUGAUUGUACUGGAAUUGUUCAAUACGGGACGAUUAUUAUUAUUAUUUGAAGUAAACCAUUUCACUUGAC